Panicum hallii is the source of this 1256-nucleotide messenger RNA. RefSeq names its product E3 ubiquitin-protein ligase EL5-like. Bases 60 to 1022 code for a protein of 320 amino acids. The transcript has a single exon. The record is from RefSeq and is a predicted model, not a curated record. Lineage: Eukaryota; Viridiplantae; Streptophyta; Magnoliopsida; Poales; Poaceae.
UCGACAAGCACCCACGCUUGCCAGCCGUGCCAACCGGGGGUUCAGUUCGGUCGAGCAGCAUGACGCAAGACUCCGAACAAGGCGCCGCCGGGGCCGCGCGCUCGUCGCAGCCGAGCGGCGGCGCCGGCGCCGCCGAUGACGCCCCCGCGCCGCCCGUGUCGGCCGCGGCGGGUGCCAUGAAGCUCGGCAGCAUCUUCACCGUGGCGGGGAUCCUCCUGCUCUUCGUCGUCUUCGCCUUCGUCCUCGUCUCGCUCCAGUACUGCUUCAACGCCUGGGACAGAGAGGGGCGCCAGGAAGACGCGCCGAGCGCGCGGCGGCGGCGCCGCCGUGGCGGUAGUGAUCGUGGGAUCCGGACCAGAACCAGGGGCGUCGACCCGGAGCUGCUGCGCUCGCUGCCCGUCACGGUGUACCGCGCGGCGGCGCCGGGUUCCAAGGAGGCGGAGGAGGGCGCGGUGGAGUGCGCCGUGUGCCUCGCGGAGCUCGAGGACGGCGAGGCGGCGCGGUUCCUGCCCCGCUGCGGCCACGGCUUCCACGCCGAGUGCGUCGACGCGUGGCUCGCGUCCCACACUACCUGCCCGCUCUGCCGCCUCACCGUCACCAAGCCCGAUGCGCCGCCGCGCCCGGCGCUUCUCCCUCCGGUGCCGCCGGAGCCCGCGAGCUACGCCGCGACACUGCCCGCCAGCGUGCUCCUCGGGGUGUCCGACCGGGGCACGCUCAACGCCGUGACGGUGACCGCCGACGGGGACAAGGGCGCUUCCACCGGCGCCACGGGCGUCCUGGCGAUCGAGAUCCCGGAGCCGGCCGUGCCGGCGCCGCCCCAGCGCGACGCCGCCAAGUCGCCGGGCUCGGCGAGGCUGAGAUCGUCGUUCAGGAGGCUGUGGAGCUUCGGAAGGCAAGGGGCGGGGGCGAGCUCCUCCUGCUCCUGCGCCGGUGCCGGCGAAGGAGCCGACCUGGAGCAGGGCACCAGCACUACCGCCGACCGGCCGGAGAGCAACACCAAUUUUCUGAGCUCUCUGCAAUAGCGCAGAUGUACAUACAGUCAAUAUACCAUUUCUUUUUUUAUUCAAUAUACCAUUUCUUUUAGUUUUAGAAUAGAGUAUGUACAUUCUUUUUGUUUAUUCUUAGAUUUCAAGCUUCCAUAUGAUGUAAUUGUUCAUCGUUCUCCGUUGAUCCGUCAAUGAGCAACCAAAAGGCAAAAGAAAAUGCCUACUUGUGUUGUUCUUUUUUUUUAAAAAAAAGCAGUCAGCAUUUGUGAA